Camellia sinensis is the source of this 1056-nucleotide messenger RNA. Lineage: Eukaryota; Viridiplantae; Streptophyta; Magnoliopsida; Ericales; Theaceae. The record is from RefSeq and is a predicted model, not a curated record.
UUUAUAAGCAUGAAUUAGCCCUUGAAGAGCAGUGGGAAGGCAUGACUAAGCAGAAUUUGUUUAUAAAAUAAGAUGAACAGUUAUUUUCACUUUAGUGAGUCGAUAAGCAUUUUUUAGUUUGAGUUUCGAAUGUUUGCACAGCUUUCUGUUAUACCCUUAUAUGAAAAAUUGUGCACCUUAGUUUGCAUUUGAUCUCCCUGUUGAAUCCCAAUUGCUUACAGAGUGACUUCUGCAAUUGUUUAUAACUUAGAAAAAAUUAAGGAAUCUGAAUUUGGUAACUACCCCAGCUUGGAGAACAAAAAAUUUGCAAACUGGUUAUGGUACUUAGAUAAAAUGGCAGGGAAAGGUCCUAAAGCAUGUAAUAUGUUAGUUCAUCUGGGUGCCUCGUAAUUUGUUUAAUGAAGGUCAAUCUUCCAGUGCACCCAAAUGAAGUGUUUCCAUUGCAUUUUAUUGGUGGUCUAAAUAGGAGUAACAUGUGCAGCACAUCAAACAAGAAGUUCAGUUUACUGAUCGUUUGUCUUCCUUCAUCUUCAGAGAUGAUUAAUCUUACAAGCCACGUUUGUUGGAAUCUUGUCAAGGAGGGGUAUAUUGCAAUUUGGCAGAAGCCCUUGAACAACAGUUGCUACUUAAGUCGUGAGGCAGGAACGCGACCUCCGCUGUGUGAUUCAGAUGAUGAUCCAGACAGUGUUUGGGAUCAUUCAAAUUUUGUCAGUUGUGUACAGUUUUGUACAGAUGGUAGCAAGUUCAUUACGGUAAGCUCUGAUAAGAAAGGUAUACUAUAUGAUGCGAAAACUGGAGAGAAAAUUGGAGAGCUGUCCUUAGAGGAUGGUCAUAAAGGCAGCAUUUACGCUAUUAGCUGGAGCCCUGAUGGUAAACAGCUAGCAGAAGCAGCAAAAACACAAUUUUCACGUGAUUACAGUGAUAACCUUGCUCUUGUUCGGGCUUAUGAGGCCUGGAAAGAAGUUGAAAGAGACGUAGUUGGAUAUGAAUACUAUUGGAAGAAUUUUCUUUCUGCUCAAUCAAUGAAAGCUAUUGAUGCUCUGUGAAGGGAGUUCU